AUGACUCCUGUCCUCAGUUGGGUCCUUGGGGAGCCAUCCAUCCUCCUGCAGCUGGCAGGGCAGAGCCUGCUAAGGAAUGAAGCCCUGGCCAUCUCUGCUCUGGAGAAACUGCCCAUGGAGCUCUUCCCUCCUGUGUUCAUGGAGGCUUUCAUCAGAUACAUGAAGGCCAUGGUGCAGGCCUGGCCCUUCCCCUGCCUCCCCCUGGGUCCCCUGAUAAAGACAAGAGACCUGGACACCUUACAGGUCACUCUGGAUGGGAUUGACAUGCUGCUUGGCCAGCAAUUUUGCCCCAGGAAGUGGAAACUGCAGGUGCUGGAGCAGCAGACCUUGCACCUGAACUUCUGGAACAUGUGGUCAGCACACAUGGCUGACGACUAG
This is a messenger RNA of Castor canadensis (American beaver), 378 nucleotides long. Lineage: Eukaryota; Metazoa; Chordata; Mammalia; Rodentia; Castoridae. The record is from RefSeq and is a predicted model, not a curated record.